Molecule: messenger RNA, 1451 nt
Organism: Neltuma alba
Lineage: Eukaryota; Viridiplantae; Streptophyta; Magnoliopsida; Fabales; Fabaceae
Source: RefSeq, a predicted model, not a curated record
UACACCCCUUGGUUCCUUCUAAUGCCAGACUUCUGUUAAAUAACAAAGGCAUCAGCACAUUUUAUUUUUCUCGGGAGAAAAAUCACAUUUUGAUUCUCUAACAUGCACCCCCUUCUGUUUGCCACCACCGGGACCGUGAUCUCCACCCCAACACCGACGCUGCCAUGCCCUUUUCUUCCAAUUCCAAGCCUAAAUCCUCAAACCAUGCCCACAUUUCAAACUGCAAUUCUCAUUCCCUUUCCUGCAAGCACUCUUCUUCCGCCACUCUUGACCUCCUCAUUCUCAUUCUUGUCCUCUUCUCCGGUGCUUUCCUUCUUUCUUCUUAUUUCUCUUAUAUCUUCAACUCCCUUUCCCUCCUCUCUCAUUUCACACCACAGCUCUACCAAUUCCCGACCCCUCAGAUUCUAGGGUUCAUCAUCUUCUUUGUCAUUUCGAUUUUAUUAGUUCUUUUCUGCUGUGGUACUCGAUCCCGUAAGUGUGGCAAGCCCCGAUGCAAAGGACUCAAGAAAGCAAUGGAAUUUGAUUUGCAGUUGCAAACGGAAGAGUCUCUCAAGACUGGGUCUGAUGAGAUUGAUAAACUGCCUUGGAAGGGUGGGAGUGAGAACAAUCCCGAUUACGAGUGUCUGAGUUCCGAACUCAGGAAUAUGGCCCCUGGUGGGCGUGCCGUCUUGUUGUUUCGAACAAAGUGCGGGUGUCCUGUUGCCAAGCUCGAGGGAUGGGGACCGAGAAAGGGGAAACGGCAUAAGAAGUUAUAUAACGGUUUCUGCUCAUCGCCACUGUUUUUCUUUGCUGUUGCCUUAGCAUUGUGCUCUCUGUUGUUUUAAGAGGACAGAUUGGUAGGCGUUUUAGUUUGUGUUGAUCUCGCGGCCUGAGAAAGAUGUAAUCUUUUUUAUUAAGCAUGGGGCAAUAACCUAAUAUAUAAAACCCUGAUUAAGUGUAAUGCACACAAAUGUAGAAACCUAUAAGUGGGUACAUUGAAAAAGUAAUAUUACAUGCAGACAUAGGUAAAAGAUAUCUGAGGCUUCUGUCUGGGUAUCCAUCAGUGCAGAUGACCCGACAAGUUGCCUUAUCUUAGCUGAUGAUGCCUCUGCCCUAUAAUUUAUGCUGAGUUGUAUUUCAACUCUUGGAUGUAAAGCAAACAUAGAAGGGCCGUUUUGAUUGUUCACCGCCAAUUGGCCGGAUGAGCAAUGCAGUUUUUGGUGGUUAGUGUGCGCUGAAGGGCUUAAUACCAUUUUCUUUACGAGCUCUUGAAUUUUCACCGGCAUCUGCAGAAACAUGUUGGAAGGCUGCCAUUGCCCUCUUUUGAGUUGUACUACAUGUGAAUGACAAUAAAUGAUGAGAUGGCUCCUCAGCUUAAGAAGCUAAAGCUAUAUCAUCCCAAGCCAAAUGUUACCUUUAGAUGUCCCUACCCAAUAGAAUUCUUAAUGGAGGGGGAGAUCAUCCCUGACACA